GGACGCAUUUGCUCAAUAGUAGCAUGCUUUCAUGCAUAAUUAAUUAUCAGUAUGUGUAGCAACAGUACCUUAAGUGUGAGCGAGUUAGAGAUAUGCUGACUGGACCAAGAUCGCGUCCGGUACGGCUUUAGCUGGCAACACAGAUGUUGAACUGUCAAGUACACGUUUUAAGGAGGUUAUGUUUAUUCCUCAGAUUUAUCGCUGCUUUUCUCAGUUUUAAUUAUAUUUUAAUUACAUAAUGGGUGACUUUGUGUUAAAUAACAGUGAAUCAGAAGUCGACUCGGAUGACGAGUUGCAAGAGGCAUUCGCGAAAGGCUUACUCAAGCCAGGUCUGAAUGAAGUUAUAGAAAAGGAAGGAAAGAAGCAUGUGAAUAAUAUAGCGGACUUAAAGCUGAAGCUGAAGGAGUUUCAGCUGAAAUUGCCGUGGAUUGAAACUUUGGAUUUGGUGACUUCAGUUGCACCGAUGGCACCGGACGUCGCGAUGCAAAUACAGGAAACUGCGCAGAGAAGAAAGAAUAUAAAAGAAAAUAGCAAGGGUACACGUGGGUACGACCCGUCGCAAGACCCAGUGCUCAACGAGUUCAAGCGAGAGAACCUUAUCCACCGCCAGGCGCAAGCUGCCGUGGUGGAGGGACUGAAGAAACUUAAAGAACUGAAUAUUCCUACUAGAAGGCCUGAAGACUACUUCGCGGAGAUGGCGAAGACGGACGAGCACAUGCAGAAGGUGCGCAAGAACUUGCUCGCCAAGCAGGCCGCGCAGGCGCGCACGGAGAAGGUGCGCCAGCUGCGCGAACAGAAGAAGAUCUCCAAACGGGUGCAGAUUGAUGCCCGAUUGAAACAGGCUUCAGAAAAGAGAGAAAUGCUCGAACAGCUCAAGAGAGUCCGUAAAGGCAAAUCCACAGACCUGGAUUUCUUAGAUGACAACAAGGGAAAAAAUAAAAAAGGACCACAGAACAAGAUAUCCAAGAAACGGGCUAUGAAAGACAAGAAAUUUGGCUUCGGAGGCAAGAAAAAAGGCUCUAAACUAAAUACUAGGGAGUCGUCUAGUAAUAUGGAAGGCUUUAAUAGCUCAGCUAAGAAGAAACCGUUUGAUUAUAAAAAUGCUAAGAAUAAACAGUUUAAGCCGAAAGGAAAGAAUCAGAGGCCCGGAAAGUCUAAGAGGAGGAAUGCUAAGCGAUAAUGUAUUUUACAGUACAUAUGGGGCUACUUUAUAGCACUAGUGCAAGAAAUAGCAUAUUACGUUACUGUGUCGAACAUUUAAAGGGCCAUAUGUACUGUAAAACGUUGUACGAUACAUGUGCGAAUAGGUAAUUCGCAACUCGUGUCGAUUUAAAACACUCCCUUCGGUCGUGUUUUAAUUUAUCGCCACUCGUUUCGAAUUUCCUAUUUUUCGCACUUGUAUCGUAAUGUACUAUUUUAAUAAAUCUUAUUUAGUGCUUA
Messenger RNA from Cydia pomonella (codling moth), 1440 nucleotides. Its product is annotated as probable rRNA-processing protein EBP2 homolog. Lineage: Eukaryota; Metazoa; Arthropoda; Insecta; Lepidoptera; Tortricidae. Gene Ontology annotation, cellular component: nuclear periphery; preribosome, large subunit precursor; nucleolus. The coding region runs from base 239 to 1180 and encodes 313 amino acids. Gene Ontology annotation, biological process: rRNA processing; ribosomal large subunit biogenesis. The transcript is spliced from 5 exons. The record is from RefSeq and is a predicted model, not a curated record.